UGGGAUUCUGACCAUGAUGAUUCCACCUUUGUCCGGAGAUUCACUCGACGCGAACCCUGUAUUCGCAAGGUUGUGGAAGUACGUGACAGAAGAGAUUCUCGACCGAGACGGGUCCAGAAAGACCUUGAAUCAGGAGAGGACCAAGGCUUGGAGAGAAGAAGUCGCGGAGAGGAGGAGGAGGAGGCGAAAAGACGAAGACGGAGAAGAUGACGAUGACGGACGUGUCAAGUCGAAGGAGGGAUCUCGAUUGCAAUCAUCCUACAUUAUCGGAUUUGACGACGACGACGACAUUGAGGAAGCAGAAACACCGUUCGGAUACCGAGACGAUGAUGGAACGAAGAACCGGAAGAAACAGGACCCGAGUCUAGAAGAGGUAUUACACAAGACGAGGGUGGAAAAGAUGAGGAUCCAAGUUUUGAUGGAUGUUUUGAGAGAUGUGGCAUAUUCUGCCGACAACACCUCCGCUCCCAUUCCUGAUUCCGGUACUGUUUCUGAAAAAGACACAACUCGAGGCGGAACGACGCAUCCGCAACCACAGACGCAUACACUAUCCACCAACCAAAAUGCAAACAUGUGCAUGAAUACAACCACAUUCAAGGACAAUUUGCUAGUCAUGACAUCCUACUUGGACGUCGUGUUGUGGCAAGGGUCGAGAGAUUCUGAUGACGAAAAAGUACCGGUGCUAUCACGAGCGGAGCAAGACUUGUUGGUUGAAGACGUGGAGGUCUUUGAACAAAACAUACCCUUCGUAGCGAAGUUGGUAGGACAAAGACUGGUCGAGGUUGAUCAAGGGUUAGGUGAGAUGAUUAGUUUGUCCAACACCACCGACACUCAUACGAACGAACAUGAUCAAGAUCAACGACACCAAACGAAUCCGACUGAACCAAAAAAGACCCUCGUAGAGAGUCUACGCCAAAAUCAAGACCGCUCGGCGUUUCUGCGGUCCUCAAUCUCCCCACGCCUCUCGACCUUGUCCGAGACAAUCACCCGUCUGACGUCUUUGCAGCGUGACCGGUUGGCCGACGAGAUCCGGAAGCUCGAAGUGACCAAGCACGGAGUUGUAUCUAGGCACGCACAAUCCAAAACCCUCUUCCUUGUCACGGUCGCUCGCGCCAUGGACCUCAAACUUCGACUUUUGUUGGUCGAAGUGCGCAAACGAGAACAAAACGGUGAAGCGACCAAAGCAAAAAAGGCCGUCACAAGAGAAAAACUGAGCCAGAUUGAGCGAGAAGACUCCGAGGUCAGUAGGCGAAUCGAAGAGUUGGAACGUCUGGUGGGCGAGUACGAUUCCGUCGAUGAUGAUGAGCACAUCAUUUCCGGUGGCGCCGGUGCCGGUGGAGGUAGUGUCAUGACUAGACUUGGAAAACGUUACGGAGAGAUUGAAAGGGAAAUGGAAAUGGUCAAGGCUGAUGUCGAGAAAUUACAACAGCGAUCAAAAACGAAAACAUGGUAAACUAAAGGCAACACAGAAAAAAAGGGGCACACCGCACAUGAGAUAGGUUCAUGUUAGCAUGGGGAGACGGAAAUUUCAAGGAUUCCCAUACCCAUCGAUUGCUCUCUUGCUCUAUGCUUUACUUCUGGACGAGGGUCACGACCCAUCCCCCCCUUUCCCCUUCAGACCGGUAUGACCGCCAGCCCGGCAGGGAAGCAUCAUAGACCUCGAG
Exophiala oligosperma is the source of this 1664-nucleotide messenger RNA. RefSeq lists its product as uncharacterized. The coding region runs from base 14 to 1453 and encodes 479 amino acids. The transcript has 2 exons. The record is from RefSeq and is a predicted model, not a curated record. Lineage: Eukaryota; Fungi; Ascomycota; Eurotiomycetes; Chaetothyriales; Herpotrichiellaceae.